Tribolium castaneum (red flour beetle) is the source of this 303-nucleotide messenger RNA. RefSeq names its product cuticle protein 65. Lineage: Eukaryota; Metazoa; Arthropoda; Insecta; Coleoptera; Tenebrionidae. The record is from RefSeq and is a predicted model, not a curated record. The coding region runs from base 1 to 303 and encodes 100 amino acids. The transcript has a single exon.
AUGUUCAAGUUGGUGGUGUUGUCUGUAGUGCUCGCCGUUGCUGCUGCGGCCCCAGCUCCUGGAUACCUGCACGGAGGAUACGCCCUUCCGGCCGCCACCAGCUACUCCUCCAGGAUCGACGUGCACACGCCCGUGGUGGCCAAAACCAUCGUCGCCAGCCCCAUUUCCUACGCCUAUCCUGCUGUGAGCCACGGGUACGGCAUCCACGCGCCCAUCGUCGGCGGAUACGGCCUGGGAUACGAGCAUGGGUUGGGGUACGGGUAUGGUAUCGGCCAUGGAUAUGGGUACGGACAUGGAUGGUGA